AAUUGCCGAGAGGGUUGAAGGAGAUCGUCGGGUAGAAUGGCUGCUGCGAGAAUGGAUCGGAAGAUCAUGCUAUACAUCUGCGUCUGGAUGCUGACGGCGGUUACAUUGAGGUGUCAGGCGACUAGUCACGAGAACAACGCGGAGGCGGAGGGGAAUUCCGAGGAUUCUGUUAUCGACGACACGACCGAGGAUUAUUGGGCGGGCAGCGGCUCGGGACCCGACGAGGAUGAGUCCUCCUCUCACAACGAAACCAGAGAAGCGUUAACCCACGAGGCCAGCGACCACGAUGCUGUCGUGUACGUUGGCGACGGCGCCGCUUACGUGCCAGUUCCUUCAUUGAAGACCCGACCGUUGAAUCCGAAUCUUCAGGCUCUUCAGACUCUCCAAGGCUUGCAAGGCCUCUCCGGAAGCGGAGGUACGGGCGUAGUCGGCGACGAGGACUGGAGGAGACAUCCCGAGACGUGGGACCGCGAGCACCGAAGGUACAGACCCAACACGACGAGAGUGCAACAUAUUGAGGCGGAAUGUCAGGACGACUACAUGAAAAUUAGGAUCGGAUUCAACGGAUCCUUCGCUGGCCUCUUGUACUCAGCAGGCUACUCGUACGAUCCCGAUUGCAUGUACGUUAAUGGGACCGGCCGCGACUACUACGAGUUCUACAUUCAGCUGAAUCGAUGCGGCACCCUCGGCGAGAACACUCAUCAUCAGGACAGCAGGAAGAAUCCGACGAAAAAUCUCAUGUGGAACACGGUCACGGUGCAGUACAAUCCGCUAAUAGAGGAGGAAUUCGACGAGCACUUUAAGGUGACCUGCGAGUACGGCUACGACUUCUGGAAGACGGUGACGUUUCCCUUUCUUGACGUCGAGGUCGCCACGGGAAAUCCCGUAGUCUUCACCCUGCAGCCUCCGGAGUGCUACAUGGAAAUCAGAUACGGUUACGGGACCACUGGAACUAGAGUGGCCGGACCAGUUCGCGUCGGCGAUCCCCUGACUCUCAUUAUCUACAUGCGCAGCAAAUACGAUGGCUUUGAUAUUGUCGUGAAUGACUGUUACGCUCAUAAUGGCGGGAACAAAAGGAUUCAACUGAUCGAUCAAUACGGAUGUCCAGUGGAUGACAAACUGAUCAGCCGGUUUCGUGGUUCCUGGUCGGAAAGUGGUCUGUUCGAGACGCAAGUCUUUGCGUAUAUGAAGACAUUUAGGUUCACGGGAUCGCCGGCUCUGUAUAUUGAAUGCGAUGUUCGCAUGUGUCACGGAAGAUGUCCGAGUCAACCUUGCCAUUGGAGAAAUGCAAAGAAUGUGGUGAAACGAUCGGUGUCGGAAAUCGGUGGACCGUCGACACCGGCAACUAGUUUGUCGGAGAACGUGAACCUCUUCCAGUCUCUUCGCGUUCUUCAGGAAGGCGAGGCGGACACGGAACUGUUCCAGAAUUCUACCAACUUCUCUCGCAGCGGAUUUAGCGAGCCUACGACUGACAGGGUGUGUUUGAGAUCUACAGUGGCCAGUACAAUAGUAGGACUCGGCUGUGGCUUCUUCUGUAUCAUGGCCGGUACGAUACUAGCCAUGUGUUCGCGAAUGCGACGGCAAGCGCGAGAAAAAUUAUUGUCGGAUAGUAUAAGCUACAUGACGCACAAAGGUCGGAUCAACUAGGGUAACAUUUCUAGCAUGCGGAGGCCUAUUUCUUCUCGCUUCAUUCAGUUGCGAUUGUUCUUCGCAUCUUUUGUAUGGAGCUGCCGAGGAAGUGCUCCGCCGGUAAUAUAAGAAUGCGUCGUUAAGAUAGGAAAUGGUCGAUAUAAAUGACUGAACUUUGAGCUGCUGAUAAGUUAACAUUGGCUGAUAUACGGUAAUAAAUUUAUUUUUUUUUUAUAUAUAUAUAAAUUGGAAAGAUAUAAAUUUUGUAUAAAAAUUUUAGGAGAACGUUUAUUUAAAUGCAAACUUCUCUAUUCUUCUCUCUAUUAACUUAAGAUAAGCGUGGGAUUGACACAGUGCGAAGUGCCUUACGUAUUUUGAUAGUCGUCGAUAAUUCAGGCUCCCAUGGAUACAAUAGGUCUCAUCGAUCCUUUGUGUGCGAAUGCUUUUUUUUUACAUAUAAAUAAUUAAUAUUCGCUGCUAUACUCUCGCUUCUCUUACUUACCGAAGUGUUAAUCGAUAUUCAUUCGUUAAUUGAUGUAUAUGUUCCCAAACUGCACAAUAUUUAAAAUCGGGACAUAAGACGUCUUUUAGACAUCUUUUAAAAAUAUGAUUAAAAAUAUUUUAAAGAUGUCUUUAAAAUGUCUUAUGUUUCGAUUUUAGACAUUGUGUUGUCUGGGGUGUUACAAGUGAGGUAUCUGUAGCGAGUUAUCGCUCAUCGAUAAAUAGAGGUAGAAGUUGUCGAUAAUGCCACGAUCUCGGUGUCGAAUGUGCGAUCAACAGAAUAAGACUUCGAUCUUUAUUUACUGCGUCGAUCGGUAAUUUAAAAUAAGUUUUCUUGCAAUUGACAUGACGUCGUCCUUUUUUUUAUUUGCUUAUUUCGAUCUCGCAUACGGCACAUUUAGAGAUCAAAACGAACGUAAUGUCAGUACGACGCUUAAUUGUCGUUGAUAAGAUUCAGUACUUACAUGUAUAUCUAUCUAUGACAUUACUCGCCAUAUUCAGGAACGUGAAAACAGUUUUACUAGCGACUCAACUACUCAAAACGAUUAAUUUUUAAAAUAAAUUAAUAAAAUAUCUAAUAUUUAAUUUAACAAAUGUCAAACAGCAAGAUAAACGUUGUUAAUUAAAAUAUUACAUUAUUACUUAU
Molecule: messenger RNA, 2776 nt
Organism: Monomorium pharaonis (pharaoh ant)
Lineage: Eukaryota; Metazoa; Arthropoda; Insecta; Hymenoptera; Formicidae
Exons: 11
Coding region: 37-1647 (536 amino acids)
Source: RefSeq, a predicted model, not a curated record